AUGAAGGCAGCUACUGUACAGGACAACAGAACGGCACUGAGACGUGUGUAUCGCGUGACAACUGCGAUCUUGAUGGCGGUUGGACAAAGUGGGGCCUUUGGAGUGUGUGUGAUGUUUCGUUUGCAACCGGACACCACGUCAGGUACAGACUAUGUGAAAAUCCGACGCCAGAAAACUUUGGCUAAUACUGUGAAGGACCUGAAAACGAAGUGGGAGAAUGCUUCGACAAGUCUCGUCCAAUGGAUGGUGGUUGGUCCGACUGGUCUACCUGGUCCGACUGUCCUGCUGACUCCCUUGUUAACACGACCAAUUCUAGAAUACGCACCUGUUCCAAGCCUUCUCCACAAUUUGGUGGAGCCAAUUGUACCGGAGAUAGCGUGGAAACGGACUGCUGUCCAGAGGCACACACGCAGAGUGCGUCAGUGUAAUAACCCAAGAUCUUACUGCGGUGGUAGAUACUGUGGGUCUGGAAGAGAAGUUGACCGAACUUGUAUACCUGAUCAAUGCACAGCAACAACAGCUACACCAUCAGCAGGGUCACAAGCAAUCAUUGCACCAAGCUUGAGAGAAGCAAGACAAAGCUACCAUUUUGCUACGAGUAGUCCAGUCUUCAGUGCAACAUCGCCUACAACAACGUUUACAACAUGUUCAAACAACGAUGACGGCAGCACAUCAAAAACAACUAUAGGAAAUUCGUCAACUGAUACGAUUUCAGCUACGAGUAGUCAACCCAACCUUUCAACAUCAUCUACAGCAGCCUCUACAACAGGGAGUUUACCAACUGGUACAAGUUCAAAUAUGAGUAUUUCACCCGAGACUUCAACAUUACCAUCAACAACUACUACAACAGUAUCCAGUGGCACAUCGGAAACGACCAUAGGCACUUCUGUCCGCCCAACAGCGGCUUCGCAUCCUAUCCAGUGCACAGUAUGUAAGGUCAACCCGCAGCUGUGUUUUGUCCUCACCAAGGUGGAGAUGUGUCCUGAAUCCUACUGUAUCAAUGAAGUCACAAACAAGGAAGACGGCUCAAAAUAGGUUGACAGAAGAUGUGACACUAUUGACGAGUGUGAGAACGACUGGUGGCACAGCACAAGUGAUGAUCCAGACUGUCAGGACUACAAACCAGACAUAACCACGGUGAAGGACAUCAAUUGUACCUACUGCUGCACCACGGACAACUGUAACAGGUAUAUCAAGCCUGCUCAAGACACCCUCUACACGCAUCCUAAGAAAUAGACAAAGAAUUAAUUCGUUUUUCUCGAAUGUUGCUUCUGUUCUGUCUGCGUGUUUAUAGCGCAAUAAAUAGCUAGGCUUGUUCUUCCAUUUUUCUGAAUGAUAUGUUAUGUUUGCUAUUUGUUGUUUGUCUUGUUUAGCAUUUAAACAUUGAAGACUGAAUAAAGAGUGUGGGCUAAGGA
Dreissena polymorpha is the source of this 1415-nucleotide messenger RNA. RefSeq lists its product as uncharacterized. Bases 1 to 1035 code for a protein of 344 amino acids. The transcript has 10 exons. Lineage: Eukaryota; Metazoa; Mollusca; Bivalvia; Myida; Dreissenidae. The record is from RefSeq and is a predicted model, not a curated record.